This is a messenger RNA of Esox lucius (northern pike), 14158 nucleotides long. It is a transcript of the gene fat1b, whose product is annotated as FAT atypical cadherin 1b. The transcript is spliced from 30 exons. The record is from RefSeq and is a predicted model, not a curated record. Lineage: Eukaryota; Metazoa; Chordata; Actinopteri; Esociformes; Esocidae. Gene Ontology annotation, cellular component: plasma membrane. The coding region runs from base 1 to 13713 and encodes 4570 amino acids. Gene Ontology annotation, biological process: homophilic cell-cell adhesion. Gene Ontology annotation, molecular function: calcium ion binding.
AUGUUGAAGUCUGGUGCCAACAUGGGAAAGCUGUUCACAACCUUUAUUAUUAUGCAGAUCUUACAGAGCUGCUCAGGAAUACAUGGAAAGCAGACACCACUAUUUCAGUUUACACAAACAGUAUAUAAUACCACAAUAUAUGAAAACUCAGCGGCCAAAAGCUAUGUUGAAUGUCCAAUUAAAAUGGGAAUAUACAUCACAGACCAGCCAUGGGAUAUUCAAUACAAAAUCGAAUCUGGAGAUGGAGUGGCUUUAUUCAAGGCUGAAGAGUAUGUACUUGGAGACUUCAGUUUUCUGCGAAUUAGAACCAAAGGAGGGAUCUCUGCUGUACUCAACAGGGAAGUGAAGGAGCACUACUCAAUGACAGUCAAAGCUCUACAACGGAGCACCAAUGCUGUCACUCAGACAAGAGUUCAAGUACGAGUUCUGGACACCAACGAUCUCCGGCCUCUCUUCUCACGUACCUCCUACUCUGUCUCUGUUCCUGAAAAUGCUGCCAUCAGAACAACAAUCGUGAGAGUCACCGCCACCGAUGCUGACAUCGGCACAAACGGAGAGUACUAUUUCAGCUUGCGAGGAGAACGCACUGACAUGUUCGCCAUUCAUCCCACAAGUGGGGUGAUCACUCUGAUGGGCAAGCUACAUUACGCUGAGCAGAAGCUGUUUGAGAUGGAUGUCUUGGCAGUAGAUCGGGGAAGGAAACUCUAUGAGAGCAGUGAGAGCUUGAUCAGCACAGCCAGGCUUAUCGUCAGUGUACUACACGCCAAUGAGCACGCUCCCAUCCUCACCGCUGUCCCCUUAGUUCCAUCAAAGACAGACACAGAUCCUAUAUAUGCACUCGUGACCGUGGGAGACAAUGAUCAAGGGUCUAGUGGUGAGAUUGCCUCGCUGAGUAUAGUUGCUGGGGACCCACUCAGGCAGUUUAGAACAGUGAGACGGAGCCCCGGUGGAAAAGAAUAUAGUAUCAAAGCCAUUAAGGAUGUGGACUGGGAUAGUUGUGUCUUUGGAUGCAAUCUUACACUUCAGGCCAAGGAUAAAGGUAGCCCACCGAAGUUCUCCUCAGCUGUGGUCGUUAGAGUGCGACCCACACAUGUUGAUGUACGGGCUCCUUCUUUCCAGGAGAGUGUUUACAGGAUUAACCUGACAGAAUUUGCCCCUCCUAACACUUCUGUUGUAGUGGUCAGGGCUACGCCAUAUCACCCCAUGUUAAAAUACUCAUUAAAAUACCCUAAGAUCCAAAAGGAAACUCUUCCUUUCGAUAUUAAUUCAAACACAGGCUUGAUAACAACAACUGCAGCUCUCCAAGCUGACUAUGCCAGCCAGUAUGAAUUUGAGGUGAUUAUUAAUCAGGGAAAAGCAUCAACCAGGGUGGUCGUCGAGGUGCUUGACAUGAAUAAUAAUGCGCCCGUUUUUCAGGAACCAGCCUAUAAGGGCAGUGUUGAUGAAAAUGUGCCAGUAGGGACCAGCCUCCUCACGGUCAGUGCUAGUGACCUGGAUGACGGAGAGAACGGUUUCGUUACAUACGCCAUCGUCAGCGUAAACACACCACAGCCUUUUACCGUAGAUUACUUCACAGGCGUCAUAAGCACUGCCAGGGAGUUGGAUUAUGAGCAGAUGCCACGGGUUUACAAUCUCAGAGUCAGAGCUUCAGAUCGGGGCUCUCCUUUCUGCCGUGAGGUGGAGGCUACAGUCGCUAUUGCACUCAACAACAUCAAUGACAACGAGCCUUUGUUCGAGAAGAUCGACUGUGAAGUGAAUGUACCAAGAUACUACAGGGUUGGGGAGCAGAUUAUCUCAUUGUCUGCUAUUGAUGUCGAUGAUAUGGAGGUGGUCCAGUACGUAAUCACAGGUGGUAACAGCCUUGGUCUUUUUGACUUGGCACCAGACACGGGGGUGUUAUCGCUCACGUUAGCCUUACAUGACGGUGAUGCUGCCAGGUUGACCUUUCACUCUCUAGAAAUCGUUGCCAGCGAUGGAGAGAUUUCAAGUAAGCCGAUGUUUGUCAACAUCACAGUCCUGUCUGGUUCUGGAGCAAUUGUCGAACGCUGUGUUGAUACGGGAGUGGUUGGGCGUCUUGCUGAGAAGCUGCUUUUUGCCACCAAGCUAAAUUCCCAAAGGGAGCCUGAAGAUCAUUUUGAGGACGUUCAUUCAAUCAAUAAUUAUUCUCCACAAUUUGUGGACUCGGCUCCUAACAUCAUUGAUGUUAAAGAGGACCUUCCAGUUGGAACAAGAAUAGCUCACCUAAGCGCUGUAGACGCAGACUGCGGCUUCAGUGGGACAUUGAUGUUUGUGAUAUCUGGGGGAAAUGUUGAGAGUCGUUUCAUGAUUGAAAUGGACACUGGUUGGCUCAAGAUUCUGGAGUCAUUAGACAGAGAAACAACUGAUCAAUAUACUCUCAACAUAACUGUAUUUGAUCUGGGCAAACCACAGGGGUCUGCGUCACAUGUGUUACAGAUCACUGUCCUGGAUUCAAACGACAACAGCCCACACUUUCUCCAGAGUAGCUACUCUUUAUCUAUCAGGGAGGAUACGGAUGUAGGAACAGCUGUUAUUCAGGUGGAUGCCACAGAUAAAGAUUCAGGGGCUAACGGAAUCAUCCGGUAUUCAUUCAUGGCUAAGUCUGAUCACUUUGCCAUAGAUGAGCAAACAGGGGUUGUGAUGGUUAAAAGUCCGUUAGACCGGGAGCUAAAUCCAACAAUUAGCUUAAAGGUUGUGGCCUGUGAUCAGGCAGAGCAUGAACCGCGGAUGAUUUCCACAGUAUCUCUGAAGGUGGUGUUGGAGGAUGUCAACGACAACCCUCCUGUGUUUUUCCCCCUCCAUCAUCGUGUGAAGGUGCGUGAGGACCUCCCAGUAGGGACGGUGGUGGUUUGGCUACAAGCCCAUGACCCUGACCACGGUCAGUAUGGACAGUUGCGUUUCAGCCUGCUGGUUGACGGAGAUGGAGAUUUUGAUAUUGAUAAAACAAAUGGCGCUGUUCGUAUAUCAAGGAACCUGGACUUUGAGAGGAGACAGGUGUAUAACCUGACGGCUCAAGUCAAGGAUAAAGGGAAACCUGAGUCUUUGUACUCCACCUGUUUUAUCGAAUUCUACAUAGUAGAUGUGGAUGAGAAUCUGCAUCAGCCGCAAUUUGCCUCAUUUGUUGACAAGGGAAGUGUGAGAGAAGAUGCUCCUAUUGGCACAAGUGUAAUGACAGUUACAGCACAAGACAAUGACCGACAGAGAGCUGGAGAAAUAAGCUAUUCUGUGAGGGGGGGAUCAGGCCUCGGAGUGUUUACCAUCAAUGAAGAGAGUGGUGUCAUACAGACGCAGGAACUUUUAGACCAUGAGACCACCAGUGGCUAUUGGCUGACCAUCUACGCCACGGACCUAGGCGUGGUACCUCAGUCCUCCUUUGUUGAGGUCUACAUUGAGGUUGAAGAUAUCAAUGACAAUGCGCCACACACCUCAGAGCCGGUCUACUACCCUGAGGUCAUGGAGAACUCUCCCAAGGACGUGUCUGUCAUCCAGAUGGAGGCGACGGACCCUGACUCUGGAAACAGUCAGCAGCUUUCUUACAAGAUAACUGGUGGGAACCCGCAGGGAUUCUUCAGCAUCGACCACCAGACCGGUUUGGUAACAACAACUUCUAGAAAAUUGGACCGAGAGCAGCAAGAGGAACAUACACUAGAGAUCACGGUGACGGAUAAGGGUGUCCCGGCCAGGUCCACAGCUGUCCGGGUGGUGGUCAGGGUUCAAGACGAGAACGACAACACUCCUCAGUUCCUGGAGAAGCUCUCUAAGAUCCAGCUCCCAGAGAGGGACAGAGACAGGUCAGAGAGGGACAUAUUAGAAACAGGUGGGCCAACAGAUGGGAGGGGAGAGCCCAUCUACAGGGUCAUCGCCUCUGACCGAGACACAGGCCCAAACUCUGAGCUCACCUACACUAUCGAAGAGGGAGACGAGCAAGGGCGGUUCUUCAUCGAACCCAAAACCGGGCAUGUGUCCUCCAGAGAGGUCGUCUCAGCAGGACAAUAUGACAUCCUCACGAUUAAAGUGGUGGACAAUGGAAGACCACAGCGCUCAUCCACCUGCCGGCUGCACAUUGAGUGGAUUGAGAAGCCAGAGCCUUCCUCUGAGCCCCUGGUGUUCACCGAGACGUCCCUCUCCUUCUCCGUCAUGGAGACUGACCCAGUGGCUCACAUGGUGGGGGUCAUCUCCACCCAACCCAUGGACCGACCUGUUUGGUUCAAAAUCACAGGUGGCAACUCUGACAGCCAGUUUGACGUGAGCAAGGGCAGUGGAACCCUGAUUUUAGCCGAGCCUCUCCAUGCAGAACCCAAAACAAAUUACAGCCUGACAGUGGAGGCAACCGAUGGAACCAGAUCCAUCAGCACCCAGGUGUUCGUCAAAGUGAUUGACACUAACAACCACCGGCCCGAGUUCUCCCGACUCCGGUAUGAGGUCCACAUCCCAGAGGACACAGCACCAGAAACAUGCAUCCUACAGCUCAGGGCCACAGACAAAGACGACUGGAACAAGCUGUCCUUCACCCUGCUGAGCAGCACUGAUCCCAGCAGCCAGGGGAGGUUCAGACUGGAGCCUGGGACGGGAAAGCUCUACACCGUACAUCCAUUGGACCACGAGGUCAUGAAGAGACACACCCUCACAGUCAUGGUGCGAGAUGAGGGUGUCCCUGUGAAGCGUAACCUGGCCAGGGUGAUAGUCCACGUGGAGGACAUCAACGACAACCCCCCAUGGUUCACUGGCCCCCCGUACUCAGGCCAGGUGUUGGGGUCAGCCUCCGUGGGAUCCUCUGUGCUGCAGGUUUCUGCUCUGGACAGAGAUAAAGGAAGCAAUGCAGAGAUCCGAUACAGCAUAGAGUCAGGUAAUGAGGGCAAGUUGUUUGCUAUUGAUCCAGUUCUGGGGACCAUUAAAGUGGUGAAGAAGCUUGAUGAUGAAGACAAGAGGCAGUUUGAGCUGGCUGUAAAGGCGUCAGACAGAGGAGAGCCUCCGCUGAGUGUGGUGACAACUGUGUGCAUCGCCGUGACUACGCCAGAUAACGCCAGGCCCAGGUUCCCUCAGGAGGAGAUAUCAGCUGUUAUCAGCGAGACAGCCCCUGUAGGGAGCUUAGUGAUUCUAGUCUCAGCAUCAAGUCCCUCCUCUGUCCUCUACCAGAUCAGAGAGGGGAACAUCAACAGUGCCUUUGAUAUCAAUCCAAACUCUGGUGCUGUUGUCAUUCAGAGGCUGUUGGACUAUGAGACCGUGUCCUCCUACAGACUGAGGGUGCAGGCCACCAACAUGGCCGACAUGGUGUGCUAUGCUACUGUCCUCGUUCACCUCAGAGAUGAGAAUGACAACAAUCCAGUUCUCACUCGGACGGAGUACAGAGGAGUUGUCAGUGAGUCUGCCCCCGUAAACACUAUGGUGCUAACCAGUGAAAACUCACCUCUGGUUAUUCAAGCCACUGAUUCUGACAGUGAUCUCAAUGGCAGGUUAGUGUACCACAUUGUGGAGCCGUAUGCCCUUGACUACUUUGCCAUUGACACCAGCACUGGGGCUAUUCACACUGUCGCCGGCUUGGAUUAUGAACAGAGGUCAGAGUUCAACUUCACGGUACAGGUCCAUGACAGUGGUAAGCCACAGCGUUUCGCGGAGAGCAUAGCCCGUGUCGCCAUCCACGUCACUGAUGUCAAUGACUGCCCCCCAAAAUUCAGCCAAGACUUGUUUGAGACGUCUGUCGUGGUGCCAACAUACACGGGAGUGAAGGUGAUUUCUCUUCAUGCCACCGACGAGGACUUACGAGCUGGUUCCAAACUGAUGUUCUCAAUCACUGAUGGAAACAUAGGAGGCAAAUUUAUGAUUGAUUCCACUUCUGGCGUUAUCUUAGUUCAGAAUCCGAACCAUUUGCGGAAUAGGUACACGUUAACUGUCAGAGUGUCCGACGGCAGGUUCUCCAAGACCGCCCUGGUCAAAGUGACCGUAAGAGAGAACAAAAACAGUGAUUUGAAGUUUACCCAGGACGUGUACACAGCCUCUGUACCGGAGAACACAUCUGAGAGGAAAACUCUGGCUGUGCUGACUGCCGUUGCUGCUAGAAACAAAGUAAAGAAGCCCCUGUUUUACACCAUCCUGAAUCCACAGGGGAGGUUUGAGAUUGGACACACCUCCGGUGUGCUGUUUACCACUGGAGUACCUUUCGAUCGAGAGGAACAAGAUACAUUUGAGGUAGUCGUGGAGGUGACAAAGGAGGAGAGAUCCUCAGGUGUUUCCCAUGCUGUUGUGGUGGUGACUGUUGAAGAUUUGAAUGACAAUGAGCCGGUGUUCAUGGGCCUCCCCUACUCAGUCCUGGUCCCCUUACACUCAGAAGUGGGUCAGGCUCUCAGGCAGGUAACUACAGUGGAUAAAGACACAGGCAGGAAUGCAGAGAUCAUGUAUCAGCUAAAAGAAGACCAGGGAUAUUUUCAGAUCAGCCCCUCGGGAGACAUCUCUCUCAAAAGGACUAUUCAUCCAAAAGACGUAGACGCUGGGUUUGCAAUCGUCGUCGUUGCUAAAGACAGUGGGGAAACGGCUCUCUCAUCUACUGUGGUGGUGGAAGUGACAGUUCUGAACAAAGCUGUGCCCGUGUUUGAGAAAUCCUUCUAUAGCAUCGUUAUCCCAGAGGAUGUUCCGUUAGAUACCUCUGUUGUUCAGAUCCUGGCAAAUUGCUCCGAGGGACUGAAGUCUGUGUACAGCAUCGCUGAAGGAGACCCGUUUGAUCAGUUCUCCAUUAGUUUAAUCACUGGUGUCUUACGUGUUAUACAGCCUUUGGACUACGAGUCCCACCCAGCAUACCGACUUAGCGUCCGAGCCACAGACUCACUGACAGGGGCUCACUCUGAAGUGUAUGUCGACGUCAUCUUAGAGGACGUCAAUGACCAGGCUCCGACUUUCAAAGAGAGUCUAUACGAGGCCGAUGUGUCAGAGUCUCUUGCAGUUGAUUCUCCGGUGGUACAGGUUUCUGCCAUAGACUCGGACUCAGGCAGCAACAAAGUGCUGUUUUACCAGUUAGUGGAGGAGGGCGGUGGCGCCUCAGACCACUUCAGCAUUGACCGGGACAGUGGUCUGAUUAGGAUUUCUGCCACAUUAGAUUACGAGGUAGAACCACGGCACAGGUUGGUGGUGAGAGCUGUGGAUGGAGGUAUCCCGGCCCUGUCCACUGAGGUCCCGGUCAUCAUCUCAUUGACGGACAUCAACGACAACCCGCCGAUGUUCACUCAGUCUCUGUACGAGGCCACGGUCAGUCAGCUGGCCCCAGGGGGCCAUUUUGUGGCCCGUGUCAGGGCCUCGGAUGCCGACCUGUCAGACACUGACCGCCUGGAGUACUCCCUGCUCUCGGGAAACGAGGACCACAGCUUCACCAUCGACAGGAGGAGUGGGGAGAUUAUCACAUCCAACCACUCCAGGCUUGACGCAAAGCCGUUCUACAGGCUCAGUGUGUCAGUGUCUGAUGGUGUUUAUAGGACCUUAUCUAAAGUCCAGGUGGCCGUGAUCAGUUCAAACCUCCACAACCCCUUCUUCUCCAGUAAUGACGGCAUUGUAGAGCUGUUGGAGAACUCGCCUGUUGGCACGUUGGUCAGUCAAGUUACAGCCACUGAUGAAGAUCCAGGGGUAUAUGGCGAGGUGACAUAUUACAUAGUGAAUGACAACGCGAAGGACAGAUUUACAAUCAGUGAACAUGGAGAGAUUUUCACUGUGGAAAACUUAGACAGAGAGAAUGUAAUUGAUAGGCUUGUCUCAAUUAGUCUGAUGGCUAUUGAUGGAGGGGGAAAGCUAGGCUUUACGUCUCUCAACGUGAUCCUAACAGAUGUUAAUGAUAAUUAUCCUCAGUUCGGACAAGUAGAAUAUGCAGUCAGUAUUCCCCAGGGUCUCCGGGAAGGGACAGUCAUAGUCAGAGUUGCAGCUGUGGAUGCGGACGAAGGAAGCAAUGCUGACAUCACUUACACUUUAGAAUCUGAGGUGGGAGGUUUCAACAUUGAUCCUCUUAGUGGUGAUAUAAUCACAGUAGAAAACCUUAUGGCUUCUACAAGUGACUUGUUUUCCUUUUAUGUAAGGGCUACGGAUGGCGGAAAGCCACCGAAACAGUCUGUGGUGCCAGUCUAUAUUAGACUACUGCCAAAAGAUGUGGUUGUCCCGAAGUUUCAGUUGCAGCAGAGUUUGUCAUUCAGUGAGGAUCUUCCUAUAGGUUCUGAGAUCGACAUCUUCAUAGGGAGUGAGCAGCCUCUGAUAUACAACCUUGUCAAAGGCAAAACCCCAGAGAGUAACCAAGUGGAAGUUUUCAUUGUCAACACAGACUCAGGAAAGCUCAAGUUAGCCAAACGACUUGACUUUGAAACCACUAAAUGGUACCUGCUUACGCUGCAGGCACAAAGCAACCUAGACCCCAGUGAUGUGAUAACUACAGCCAACCUCCAUAUUCAGAUUCAAGACGUGAAUGAUAACAGUCCACAGUUUGAAUCCGACACCUACAGAUCAUUUGUUGUUGAGAACCUACCCAAAGGAACCACAGUGAUUCAGGUGAGGGCUACCGAUCUAGACUCAGGAAUGAAUGGCAAGGUUUCAUACAAUCUGGAUCAGAAACAAAACACUGUAGAGGUCCUGGGGCUGUUUGCUGUAGAUGAGGAGUCAGGUUGGGUCACAACACUGAAGGAUUUAGACUGGGAGAAGCAGGACCGGUACUCAGUUGUAGUACUGGCUACAGACAGAGGGCCGGAUGGGAGGCUGAACGCCACUGCCAUAGUAGAGGUGAAUGUUGUGGACGUAAAUGACAGUCCCCUGCACUUCGUGGAGGAUGUGUUUAGGGGCAGCGUCAGUGAGGACAUCCCCGUUCCUAGCAGGGCCAUAGCAAUCCUGAGGACCACUGCCAGAGACCCUCAAGACCUCAAUAAGCAAACCUACUGUUUCAUCACAGGGGGAGAUCCAGAGGGUCAGUUUGGCCUGGAGUCCUCUCAAGGGGAGUGGACGGUGGUGGUGAGGAGAGCUUUGGACAGGGAGAAAAGGGACAGCUACUGUUUGAAUGUCACUGCUACCGACGGAAUGUCUGUAACAUCAGCCACUGUGGAGAUCAGUGUCCUCGAUACCAACGACAACAGUCCUGUCUGUGAGAGGCACCUUUAUACCCAGACUGUCUCUGAGGACACUCCGGAAGGAAGGCUGAUCCUGUGGGUCUCGGCCACCGAUGCAGACAUCCAAUCCAACGCUCAGAUCUCAUACACACUGUCUGGAGAUGGAGCUGAUUACUUCAGCCUUGACACCGACACAGGUGAGCUGAGAACCCUGUUGCCAUUGGACCGUGAGGAACGGGACGCGUACAGUUUAGUGGUGCGAGCGGAGGACGGGGGACAACGCUACUGUCAGGCUGAUGUGGUGAUCACCGUGGGAGACGUCAACGACAACGCUCCGGAGUUCACAGCCGACCCCUACACUGCCAGUGUCUUUGAAAAUACCCAGAUAGGCACUUACGUGGCGCAGACACAGGCCAAAGAUCUGGAUGCAGGAAAGAACAGCAAGGUCCUAUAUUCCUUUGAGGACUCAGCCAACGGCCAGUUUUCCAUCCAGCGGCAAUCAGGGCUGAUCAGUUUGGCCCAACCCCUGGCAAAGGGAGCACAGCCUGGGUACACUCUGCGUGUCCGGGCCACGGACCAGGGCACACUCAGAAGACUGUCCUCUAUUUGCUCCGUCAUAGUUUCUGUACUUAGCACCAACGACAGACCCCCCACUUUUCAAAAAAGGGACUAUGGCGUCACAGUAGCUGAAGACGUCACCGUAGGAACCCCGGUGAUCAGGGUUUAUGCGGCUAGCGGAGACCCCAAGGUCCCCUCUGACAUCACCUAUUCCAUUGUCAAUGGCAACGAGCAUGGGAUGUUCAGCAUCAACCCACACACAGGUGACAUAUUUGUGAUCAAGGUUCUGGAUUACGAAGCGUAUCAUGUACAUUAUUUGACUGUGUGCGCCUCGGCCAAUGGGACGGGCCGAAGUGACGUUGCCACGGUCGCGGUCUACUUGACAGAUGUCAACGACAACUCUCCUGUCUUCAGCCAGGAGGUGUACUCUGCUGUGAUCGGUGAAGAUAUUGACGUGGGUUUGACAGUGGUGGCUGUGAUGGCCAAUGACAUCGAUGGUUCCUCCAACAACCACAUCCACUUCUCCAUCGCCAAGGGCAACCAGGGCGGGCACUUCACCAUAGACGCGGUCAACGGCGAGGUGAAGGUCAUCCUCCCUUUAGACAGAGAAAAGGUGUCUGCGUACACUCUGACGGUACGGGCCUCAGACAGUGGAAAUCCCCCCAGAUCCAGCAGUGCCCUGAUUCACAUCAAUGUGUCUGAUGUGAAUGAUAACGCGCCUGUGUUUUCUCAGGCCGACUACAACCUUGUCAUCCAGGAAAAUGUCCUGGUAGGGACCAGUGUACUCCAGCUUACUGUAACAGACCGGGACGCAUCCCACAAUGGCGCCCCAUUCUCUUUUACCAUCCUGGGGGGAGACGAGGAAGGUUCCUUUAUGAUUGACCCCCAAGGGACCCUAAGGACCACCAGACGGCUGGACCACACAGUAAAGGACCUCUACACACUACACACACAGGUGUUAGACAGUGGUCGACCCCCGAUCCAGGCCUCAACCCUAAUCACCAUCAGGGUGAUCCAGGAGAGCCUCCACCCCCCUGCAGUGUCCCCCCUGGACAUACUCAUCUCCACCCCAGGAGAGGUGUACCCGGGAGGGGUUCUAGGUCAGAUCCACGCCACUGACCAGGACCUUUAUGACGCCCUGACCUACCACCUCCAGGCCGACACCGCCGACACGCCGUUCUCCCUCUCCUCCUCAGACGGCCGUCUCGUAACCCGGCCGGGUCGGUCCCUCCGACUGGGCCGCUACCUGCUCAACGUUACCGUUAGCGACGGACGCUUCAUCGCGUCGACCAACGUCAGCGUGCACGUGCGCCAGGUGACGAGGCGCGUGCUGGAGCGCUCCGUGGCCGUCCGCCUGGCCAGCGUGGCUCCUGAGGAGUUCAUAGGGGAGCACUGGAGGGCCUUCCUGAGGGUGCUGCACGCGGUGGCUGCCGUCCGGAGGAGUGAGAUCCAGCUGGUGAGCCUGCAGCCGGCUGAGCCCCCGGGCAGCCUGGAUGUCUUGUUGGCUCUGGAGCGCUCCAACUCCAAGGACGGGCUCCUCCUCCUUAAGCUCAACGCCUCCGUGGGAGCCAUCCAGGAGGCUACAGGCCUCAGCAUCAUUAGGGUGUUCAGGAAGCUGUGCGCAGGCAUGAACUGUCCGGCCAGGCUCUGCAGCGAGAUGGUCAGCCUGAACCAGAACUCCCUGACCACUUACAGCACAGCGAGGUUCAGUAUCAUCACCCCAACCCAUCACCGGUCUGCUGUGUGCCUCUGCAAAGGUGGUGAGUGUCCUGUGUUGAUGAAGACGUGUGAGGGGAAGCCCUGCCCUGAGGGAUUGAAUUGUGUGGCCAAUCAGAGGGAGGGAGGAUUCAGCUGUGUCUGCCCACCUGAUAAACUGGCAGGAUGCCCAGGAAGCCACUCUCUGUGGUUCAGCGGGAAAGGCUACAUCAGGUACCGUCUGAUGGAGAACCGGUACAGAGACGAAAUGAAGCUGUCUCUCAGACUGAGAACACUGUCCCAACAUGGUACUGUCAUGUCAGCCAGAGGAACAGACUACAGCAUCCUACAGAUAGUAGCUGGCCGGCUGCAGUACCAGUUUGACUGCGGCAGCGGCCCAGGCCUCAUCUCCAUCCACAGUGCCCAGGUCAGUGAUGGCCAGUGGCACACCGUAUCCCUCCAAAUGGAUGGGAACUAUGCCAAGCUGGUCCUAGAUCAGUUCCACACAGCCUCUGGCACGGCACCGGGCACCCUCUGCACCCUCAACCUGGAUGGAAGCCUGUUCCUGGGUGGAGUUUCUGAGUUUGAUCAACAGAGGGCAGCAUUGACUGCCUUACAGGAUUUCCCAGUCCCUCACGGUCAUGAUCUACAGGGCUGUAUGGAGGCAGUCAGAUUUAAUGGUCACGAGCUGACCCUGGGUCAGGAGACCCAUGCCCAGGCCUAUGCCAUAGUAGAGGAGGUGGUUGGGGUGACAGCAGGCUGUGGGGCCACCAUCCCUGUCUCAGACUGCUCCUCUGAGCCCUGUGUGAAUGGAGGAACCUGCUCCUCUCUGCCUCAUGGAGGUUUUGUCUGUAAAUGCACUGCCUUGUUCAGUGGGCCACGCUGUGAGGUGGCAGCUAGCCCCUGUUCCUCUAACCCCUGCCUGUAUGGAGGAACCUGUGUCCUGGACAACCACAAGUUCUUCUGCCAGUGUAGAGGGCAGUACUCUGGACCAAGGUGUGAGGUUGGGCCGUACUGUAAAUAUAACCCCUGCAAAAACAAAGGCCGCUGUAUCGACAGUCUGGAUGGGGCUGUGUGUGAGUGUGAGCCUGGUUUUCAGGGAGAGCGGUGCCUUGGGGAUGUUGAUGAGUGCAUGCAGAAGACAGAGAGUCCCUGCUUUAACGGAGGUGUGUGUGUUAACACCUACGGCGCCUUCAACUGCAGCUGUGUGCAGGGGUUUGCUGGGCCCCAGUGUGAGCUGGACGUGGUAGACAAAAAGGAGCUCCAGUCCACCAGCUGGUCCAUCCGCCUGGAGGAGCUCCUGGGACUGGCCAUGUUCCUGGUCAUCAUCUUUGGCCUGGCACUGCUCUUUGUUGCUGUCCAGAAGAGGGCCAAACAGGAUGAAUCUGAUGAAGAUGAGGUGCUAUAUCUCUAUGAUGAAGAUGAUAAAGACUUCUUUGGAAGGGCCCGCCUGGAGGUCAAGCCCAGUCAGGGAGUGCAGGUCAACUUGGAUGUUCCACCAGAGGUCCCAGUGAGACCGGUCUCCUACACCCCUAGUUACCCCAGGGACUCCCAGCCCGACCUGAACGGAGGUUUCUGCGAGGGCCCUGAAUUGGUACAGCCCACAGAUUACUGCCCCUUCAUCCCUGAACCUGACCCCGUGCCCAUCCUGAGGAGGGGGUUGGCGGUGUGCAGCGUGGCUCCGAUCCUGCCACGCCGGCCAACCUCCACCAGUCCCUCAGAUGCCGACUCCACCCAGAAACCAGUCUCGGUCUACCCCAUUGAUGAAGAGCUAGCGGAACUGGAUGGAGAAGACCAGAGAAACCAAGGCAGAACCCAUCGUUUCCCGCUCCUCUGCUCUGACCAAUCCAGAGAUGAAAACGGAUAUCACUGGGACACAUCAGAUUGGAUGCUCUACGGUAGUGUUCGGCAUCCUGUAGACCAGGAGGUGUUGCAGUGGAGAUGCAUGGAAAGACAUGUCCCGCCCUGCACCGACCCUGAUCUCCUUAAACCAGGCUACUAUGAAGGAGGCCCUGAUACUGAGAAGGUCUCCUCUCCACCAGCUGAUCUGGAUCAAGUACCCCUGUCACCUCUCUUAGGCUUGAGCAGUGGUUAUGAUGACACCCUGCUGGACAUACCAGGCCACCCAAACACACAUUUCACCUGCAGCCAGCAGGGUCAAAGAAAUGACCAGAACCAUCUCUACCCCAUAGACAGGCCCAUAGGCUAUAACCCAGGAGUCGACAUGGUUCAGAUAGGGACAAACCAUGACCCCUUUGAGAUAAGAGGGGGACAGAAACAUAGCAGCAGGUCUGACCUCCCAGGCUUGGGUGAGGGGUCAGAGGUCAGGGGUCAGAGUAACCAGCCGAGCUGUGACGCAGGCUUGUUUCCCAAGCCCUAGCUCUGGACAUGUGGUCUCUGACAAGCGACUGAAAUUAAAUUGAAUGUAUAGAAUUUAAAGACAGACCCUACAGCUCAGUGCUUUGGCUCUCUUUUGAAAACACCAGAGGUUUGGAAUGAUGCUCUACCCUUUGACCUGUUGAUCUUAAAUGUCACAACAGACCAGAGAGAUAUUCUUACAGAGAUCCUGAACUUCAAAAACAAUGUGUCCUUGUUAAGAUUGACAGUAUUUUUGUACAUCACACAUAAACAAAUUGUGAAUGCUAUGUGAUUUCUGAACAAAAAGCUCGCACUAUGUCUUUUUGGAAUGGCUAAUACUGUAAAUUCCAUACAUACCUGCGUAUUCAUAUUAGUGACAUUGCAUUGCAUGAAGCUUAUGUCAGAGUAAAACUGAUUAUAUUCCAGUUAGCUAUUUGCUUGUACAAUAAACUUUUCUAUGAAUGAUU